UGGGAUUAAGGAGAUGGGUAUGCUGUUGUUGCCUUGGCCCAUCAUGUCCCUAGGCUUGCUGAAGUGUAAGCAUCCAAACCACCACAGGUUAGUGUGCUAUAUCAAUCCAGGCCUGAAAGAUUUGCUGCUGAGUCAUGUCUGCUACUGAAAGAAGUAUGCUCUUUUUUUUUUUUGCUUACAGGUUUUCUCCCUCCUCCCUUUUCCUUCCUUCCACCAUCAACCCACUCAGUGCAGACUCAGCCAGGAGAAAAGGUUAACUCUAAAGAAAAGUUGUUCCUGACUGCCUUCCCUGUUGUGCAGACUGCUCCCCAAGAGCAUUGCUGGAGAAAGCUGACUGCAAGCUUCAGGUCAAAGAAAUUCCAUGGGGACUGUACCAGAUCCUCUGAGGUCUGCCAAAGUUUCAUUGGUUUCAGUUUCUGAGGAGGAAGAUCACCUGGGAGAUUUGCAGUCCACCAAGCACCAGCACAAACAACCAAGUGUAGAGAGGAGCAGUAAUGGCAUCUCUCAUACAAUGUCUGAAUCUGUUGGCAUGUGCUUGUUUGACCUGAAAGAUGUGACAGCUGCCAAUGUUCAAAGGCAAGAACAAUUCUGUGAGAAUGUUGCCAGCCAGCAGGACAUACGUUCUUCUGGGUCCCUCAGCCAAAAUCAAGAAGUAUAUCCUGUGUGCACAAAGACAGCUAGUACCUCUGAGCAAAAAGACAACAGCACCCCCAUCAGGCACAUGCAAAUUGUAACAAAAGGAUAUACAGUGGGACAUGUACCGGAUACAAUGCCAGCUACCCAGAAUUCCAAGCUUAUGCACAGUGACCAGCCAAAGACAAGUUCACUAGCACAAGCUGAUGAUUCUGCAGUGAAAACCUGUGGGUCAGAGGAUCAGACAGACCAGUGGGUCAGAGGAUCAGUUGGUGAGUUAAAUUCCUCUUCCCCAGGCAACACUACCAAUAGUCAGUCCUGUCAUCGUAGCUCUCCAACAAAUAUCCUGCAAAGAGUACCCAUGGAAAAGGAAAAGAGACUGGAAGUAAUUGACUCUGGAUUCCCUCAGGCAACUACUCCAGUAAAAGAUUUUGCAACUGGUCUGAGCAAAGGGCCUCAGGCUUCUUUGGAGGCAGAAGAGAGGGCUGCAACUGAUGUGAAAUCAUGUCCCACAGGUAAUACUGCCCUUGACCACAGUGACAAGACAUCACCCCAAUUCAGACUUGAGGCCAUGGAGCCAGCAUGUAAUGCAGACACUGAGAAAACAAGGGUAGACAAGCAGCAGCUCUCCAGGUUCAGAGAUAUGGGUACAAUGACAGUCCAGCCUGAGACCAGUUCUUUAGCUGAGGAAGCAAGUAAGAGGAUGUGGCGAGAUGCUGAGGUUCAGGCUGUGGCUAGUGUAGAGAGUAAAUCAGCUUCUACCAGUCCCAGUAUCCUUGCUGCAUUCUUAAUGGGAAAUAUUCCUGCAGAAGAAAAGGAGAAUUUGCAUUUCAUUUACCAGGGUUGUGGGGAGCUGACCCACUCAGAGGAUGUUGAAAGCUUUUCAUCACUGAAAAAGUCCCCCUGUUGUCCUGGUGUCAUGCCAGACCUGCAUGUUCCACCAGCUGCAGUGGAGACAGUAAAAACUCAGACUGUCAAACUUCAAAAGCAUCCAGGAGACCCAUCUGACACCAUCUGUCCAGCAUUACCCGAUAACACAAAAGCUGCCUGUCCAUGCGCACAAGCAGCCAGUAAUACCCAUAGAACACCUGUUGAUAGAGCAGGACGACAAGGAGUCUAUCCAGUCAGAGACAGCAGUGAUAUUCCUCAGUUGCUCUCAGAUGCUCCAAUAUCACAGAAAGCAAAACCUGUUUACCAGAUUGCAAUUAACACCAGUAAGCAACCUGCAGUACAUCAGCAGUCUAGAGAUAGGGAGCCCAUCCCAUUUCCCUCUGCAAUUGCUCCAAAAGUCAACAGUAACUUACAGCACAUUGUCAGUGAUGCAGGAAAUAAGCAGUCACCUAUAUCCUGUAGAACACACAGGGAAAGUGGGCAGGGAGAGACCUGGGGCACAAAGGCUGGUGGUUGUCCUGACAGAAAAUCUUUGCAAGGUAAGAGUGGUGAUGAAUUGAAGACCAGUCCAUUUAAAAUGGAUAUGAAACCAAAAGAAGAAAAGUUAAUGCUUCUUGAUCCUAAAGGAGAGAUGCACAUCAGUGCUGCACCUGCCUGUGGCCACAUCAGAGUAUAUACACCAGUCACUCGUAAAAAUGAACAGGGUAAAGUCCAGGGAGAAAUUAAUCAGGCAAAGGAAGACAGUAGUCUGAGUCUGCAAACUGGACUGACAGCUGACUUGAGUGGGAAUUCUGCUCACUGCACUUCUGGGCUGGGGGCACAUGCAGCUCCACAGCAACAAAUCAGCCCAGCAAAUGACACCAGAAAUGAACCCAAGCUAAAUGCAACUCCUGACCUGGCCUCAGCUCAGCCUUUGCUAAAACUUGGAGAAAAGAAGAAACAGUCCACUCCAGCCAUGGAAGCCAAAGUACAUGUGAAGCAAUCUAAACACGUCAGGGAUGUUGUAUGGGAUGAACAAGGCAUGACGUGGGAGGUUUAUGGGGCAUCCCUUGACCCAGAGUCACUGGGUAUAGCGAUCCAAAAUCACUUACAAAGACAAAUACGAGAACACGAGAAACUGAUCCGGGCUCAAAACACUCAGAACCGGAAAUCCAUUUCCUCAGAUACAUCUUCAAAUAAAAAACUGAAAGGAAGGCAGCAUAACGUGUUCCAGGCCAUGCUGCAGAACUUCAGACACCCCAAUUGCUGUGUCCGUCCUGCUCCUUCUUCUGUACUAGAUUGAAAUGGUGUGCUUCGGGCUGUGUGAGUCCAAAGAUGUGUACACCUCCCUGAAGUGGAAAAUAAACCUUGCUGUUUGGUUC
Messenger RNA from Gavialis gangeticus (Gharial), 2885 nucleotides. It is a transcript of the gene GPRIN3, whose product is annotated as GPRIN family member 3. The coding region runs from base 362 to 2806 and encodes 814 amino acids. Gene Ontology annotation, biological process: neuron projection development. NCBI's taxonomy places the organism in Eukaryota, Metazoa, Chordata, Crocodylia, Gavialidae. The record is from RefSeq and is a predicted model, not a curated record. Gene Ontology annotation, cellular component: plasma membrane. The transcript is spliced from 2 exons.